AUGACUUCCAUAUAUAGUGAAGAUACAGAUCAAGCAGAAGAAAAUAAAGAUCAGACGGAAGAUGACAUAUAUCAGGAAGAUGACAUAUAUCAGAAAGAUGACAACUCAAAUAUUGAAAACAUAGUUCAAAAAGAUGACAACACAAAUCUUGAAGAUACAAUUCUAAAUGACAACAUUAAUCAAAAAAUGGACGAGGAAAUGGUUGAAGACAAUUCUUAUAAUUGUAUGAAUACCUCAAUGCGACAUAAAGAUGUAGCCAAAUUUUAUUAUGUUUGUAGUCAAUCUAUUGUAGCAAUGAAAGAAUACAAAGAAGGAUCAAACAGAAAAAGAAUGGAAAGAUUUCCUUGUCAAGGAAAAAUGCAAAUGAAAAUCGAUAUACCAGCUGGUGAAGCCAUGCUAGAAAUUAAUCAUGGUCUACUUCAUAACAAACCUGCUAUUACUUCAGAUAUUAUCGAAGAGUGUAGAAAAGAAAUCGAAGAAAACGAUAAAAAUUAUUGUUGGGAAGGAAUAUUGGGUGGGGAACAAAUAAUAGUUGGCUGGAGUCAAAUAACGUUCUUUGUGUCUCAAUUUAGUGAAGAUACAGAUCAAGCAGAAGAAAAUAAAGAUCAGACGGAAGAUGACAUAUAUCAGGAAGAUGACAUAUAUCAGAAAGAUGACAACUCAAAUAUUGAAAACAUAGUUCAAAAAGAUGACAACACAAAUCUUGAAGAUACAAUUCUAAAUGACAACAUUAAUCAAAAAAUGGACGAGGAAAUGGUUGAAGACAAUUCGUUGGAUCUAGAAAUUAUUAUGGAUCAAACUCCACAAAAUAAACCUAAUGACAAUGGAACAAGAAAUUCACUUGUUAAUAUUAAACCUAAUUCAUACAACAAGCAAGCCGGUCCACAACGAAAUGAAAGUUUGCAGCCAGUAUCUUUAACAAGUCGUACUCCAGGCGUAGACCUUAACGCAAUUGGAACAAUUGACGGAGCCAGUAUAUAUGACGUUGACUUAGAUUCUGCUGAAGAAAAACCUUGGAGAAAACCUGGUGCCGAUAUUACCGAUUAUUUCAAUUAUGGAUUUAAUGAAUAUUCAUGGAAAGCAUAUUGUGCAAAACAAAAACAAAUGCGAGAGGAUCAACAUUCUAGAAAAAAGAUACAUCAGCAGCAACAGUUACAACGUGGUGGAAGAGGGCGACGUGGAAGAGAUCAAGAUGAUUCGGUUAUUCAAGUUGUCUCAAGUGAAAGAGAGGCUGUCCUUGAAGAAAUGGAUCCAAUACCACCACCCAUGAUGGAUAAACCACAAAACGAUGAAUUUGGGCCACCGAUGGCAAUGGGAAUGUUCACGGAAAUGGGAGGGGGUCCUAUAGGUCAUCCACCACCUUUUUUUAUGGGAAACGCAGAAAUACCACCAUCGGGUCCUAUGGGAUUUGAUCAUAACUACCGAGGAGGUCAGCCAAUGCGAUCCAUGUUACAUCCUACUGGAAUUGCUGGAGGUUUACCUAAUAACAUGACUGGCAAUAUUUCUGGUAAUAUUCCUAACAUGCCUGGAAGAAUGCCAACAAUGCCAUCAAGUAUGCCUAGUGGUAUACCCGGUAUGCCGAGAGUUAUUUCUGGGAUGUCUGGUAAUAUAACUGGAAACAUGGUUGGGAGAAACGAAAGACCAUUUUUCUCAAUGGAAGAUCAAGGCAUGUUAACAUGGGAAAUUGAAAACCGUAACGCAUCAACAUUCCGACCCUCUACAUUUCCAGGAAGACCACCAACUGGACCAAUGCUUGGUCCUGGUACCAAUAGAAAUGAUUUUCACGAAUGGGAACGUUCUCCGCCACCAGAUGCACCAUUUUCACAUAGGAUGAGGAAUCAAUUUCGUCCAGGGGCUCCACCUACCGGUCCAGCUUCUCAUAUUGCAUCCGGAGAAAGUCCUAUUUCAGAACGUGGUGAUGACGAAAGAGGCAGCGAUAAAAAUGACGAGAGUCAGCCAUCUAAUAAUGAUAAAAUCCAUCAUGGGGGUUAUAUAAGGGAUUUGAGGGGAGGACAUGUUAGAUCUAGAGAAGAAGAAAGGUGGGAUGACCCACGAAAACGUACAAUUGGCGAGGCACCACGUGAUGAUGAUGAAUUCAGAGCUAAGCGACGGCACUAA
This is a messenger RNA of Entrophospora sp. SA101, 2118 nucleotides long. Lineage: Eukaryota; Fungi; Glomeromycota; Glomeromycetes; Entrophosporales; Entrophosporaceae. The record is from the annotation of a GenBank genome assembly.